Molecule: messenger RNA, 864 nt
Organism: Cucurbita maxima (winter squash)
Lineage: Eukaryota; Viridiplantae; Streptophyta; Magnoliopsida; Cucurbitales; Cucurbitaceae
Product: protein NUCLEAR FUSION DEFECTIVE 6, chloroplastic/mitochondrial-like
Exons: 4
Coding region: 126-416 (96 amino acids)
Cellular component (GO): mitochondrion
Source: RefSeq, a predicted model, not a curated record
UUUCCAUGGAAUUAUUCCCAUAGUUGAAACCUCUCAGACUGAAAGUAGGGUUUUAGCGUUAACCCUCGCAGGCAACGAAGCAAGACUCGAGUUCUUUCAGAAUCUAUCAUUUCUUCUGAGUAACAAUGGCCUCAAUUGGCGCUAGAUCCGUUUUCCGAUCAUUUUCCGGCUCUGCUCGCCGUGCUGCUGCUCAUAUUGGUUCUCAAGCCCGUUCAUCGUCAGGCUCUCCCUUUAGAAUGGCAACUAACAAGCCCCUCUCUCAUCGAACUUUCAGGUGUGCGGCUGAGAUGAGCUUCUGUUUGGAGUCGAUAAUGCCGUUUCACUCUGCGUCGUCGGCAGCUGUGAUGAUUUCAAUGCUCUCUAUCUCACGCCGCAGCUGCGGUUGGCUUCCCGAAGGCAAAGACAAGACUAGAUGAGGAUCGGGAAGCAGGAAGGAAUGACUUGAGUUGUUUUUUGAUUUUCACCUUUUAAGUCCUAGGCGUUGCAUACCCCCCUGCCCCGCCCUUCAGACAAAAAAGAAAAAAAAAAAACCAUAGGCGAUGAUAUCAUCAAUAGGGCGGUGAUAUUCAAUCAGCUUGUCUAACAUGAAGGCUUGCCACAAUGUUGAACUUGCCAUUUUCAUCACCUGUCUGUACCUCAAGCUGUCUUAUUCUAUCUGAGCUGUAACAGAAUCUUUCCAUAUCCCAUUUUCCCAGAUGUUCUAAAUUCUGUUUCCUGGCUUUUCAUAGGACUUGAUUCAAUAUAGAUAGAUCGUCUGCAACACUCCCUAUUACAUCUUCUUUUGAUAUAAUACUCAAAAUCAGAAUCUAGAUGUGAGAACAGCAUCCGGUUAGUGAUUUGUCAAGUUUAUCUCAUUAGACCAAA